This is a messenger RNA of Conger conger (European conger), 1763 nucleotides long. It is a transcript of the gene tagln, whose product is annotated as transgelin. NCBI's taxonomy places the organism in Eukaryota, Metazoa, Chordata, Actinopteri, Anguilliformes, Congridae. Bases 254 to 877 code for a protein of 207 amino acids. The record is from RefSeq and is a predicted model, not a curated record. Gene Ontology annotation, molecular function: protein binding. The transcript is spliced from 6 exons.
CUCUCCCUUGUUCUGGCCAGACAGGCCCACGGCGGUGAAGUCAUGUUUCUGUUUGGCUGAUCUUUUUAAACCGACACUCCUACUGGGAGGACUCUGCACUCGGUCAGAACACGAGGAAGGAGUACAGGAACACACGCUCCCGCUCACACACACACACACCCUCACACUCCCCGAGUCAGCAGCGCACUGAAGAAGAAACUUCACCCUCAACUUUCUCAACAAGCCCAGAAAGUCGUUGUGUCCUGACAUCAAGAUGGCAGCACAGGGAGCUCCAGGUAUGGCCAACAAGGGUCCCGCCUACGGCCUGAGCCGUGAGGUGCAGAGCAAGAUCGACAAGAAGUACGACCCGGAGCUGGAGGAGCGGCUGGUGGAGUGGAUCGUGGCGCAGUGCGGGUCCGGAGUGGGCCGGCCCGAGGCGGGGAAGCUCGGCUUCCAGGCCUGGCUCAAGGACGGCUGCAUCUUGAGUGAGCUGAUCAACAGCCUGUACACUGGGGACAAGCCCAUUAAGAAGAUCCAGACCUCAGGGAUGGCCUUCAAGCAGAUGGAGCAGGUCUCACAGUUCCUGAAUGCAGCUGAGCGCUAUGGCGUCACCAAAACAGACAUGUUCCAGACGGUGGACCUCUGGGAAGGGAAGGACCUAGCCGCGGUGCAGAGAACCCUGAUGGCUCUCGGCAGCUUGGCGGUUACCAAGGAAGACGGCAAUUACCAGGGCGACCCCAACUGGUUCCACAAGAAAGCACAGGAGAACCGACGGGACUUCAGUGACGACCAGCUGAAGGAGGGAAAGAGUGUCAUUGGGCUGCAGAUGGGCACUAACAGAGGGGCGUCCCAAGCAGGGAUGACGGGAUACGGUCGACCCCGGCAGAUCAUCAACUGAGCCUCUCAGUUCCCCUCCACCCCCGCACACACCCCAAACUCAUUUAUCCCCACCCCUUUUCUCCUUCACUUGGCCAAUCACUGAAGCCGAGACGAGCGCCAUACGAGUCUUACUGAACGAGUCCAUUAUAACCCACAGCCUCGCUAGACUCGGCCCGGGCCCACGCCAACGAGACCCAAGCAUUUAGGACCCACCCACAUGCUACUUCAACCCAAAACCGCAAUAAGACCGACUUUGCAUACGGCUCGGGACGAUGUGUACGAAGCAAACCAGAAGUCUGUAAACUUUUUACGCUAGUCUUAACCAAUCACGGUCAAUCGCUGCAUGUGCAACCAAACAACUAGCAGAUAUGUAUCCUCUAUUCAAUUAUUCUUAUGCUUUUUUUUUUUUUUUAAGUAAAUGAAAAUCACCUUUACAAAUAGUGCUCAGGCCAUCGGAACUGCUGAGGGGGGCCACGGAUAGAGCUGAUGUGCCCUUGAUUUGAGAUGCGGAGAAGAUUUGUUGUUUACUAAAUGUUUUAUAGAUGCACACAAAAAAAAAAAAAAAACCAGACAAAAAAGAAAGGCUUAUUUGCACUGGGCAAAAUGAGGAGCAGUAGGAAAGCAAUGCUGACAGCAGUGCUGGAAUCAGACGGGCUGAGUUUCCAUUCUGAAAGCACACAGCUGAAGGUGUGAGACAAGGCUCAAAACGGGAAGAGGAGAUGCAAUUCUGCCUCUGCUUAGAAAUUGAAAAAAAAUAUAUAUUGUAAGAAAUGGAACCAAAAGAAAAAAAACAAUCAAUGAAAACUCUGACCAAUGUCUUGGACCGUCUCUCCCACCACGCAGAGUUUUUGUACAUUGUCUUAUUGAAUAAUAAUUUUGAAAUAAAGUUCAGUCUUAUUUUAAAA